AUGAACAAUAACGAAAGACCUCUUUAUAUGACUGAUUAGCAGCAUGUAUCUAUUAAAAAUAACUUAUACCAUGCUAUUAAAAGAAAUGAUUUAGAAAAAGUUAGGAAAAUGAUAAGGUUAUUUUAGAUUGAACCAGGAGAGGAGAUAUCUACAUUCGGCAAUUAAUGGACUCCUAUUCAUUAUGCUAUUUUCUUUAAAUCAUCUAAAAUAUUAGAGUUUUUGAUUUAGUUAACUUAUUUAAAAAAUAAAAAUAACAUAGAAAAAUAUAUUUAAAUAAUGAAUAUGCCAACAAAAUCUGGACAUAGUCCUCUUAUGGUUGGAGCAGUUUAUGAUACUGUUGAUUGCCUGAAAAUUUUAUUUCAAUAUGGUGGUUUAUAACUGUUUAAAAAGGAUUGCUCAGCUAUGGAUUGCAUAAAACUAGCAAUAAAGUAUGAUUCUAAAGAUGCAAAUGACUUUAUACAAGAUAAAAUUGCUUAAAAUAAUUUUUAAGAAUUUUUAGAGGUAAAUCUAGAUGCUUUCAAGUAGGUUCCUGAUCUAAAAACACUUUUGCAUUAACGUUACGAAGUUUAAAUGCCUGAAGAAUUAGUUCUAUAAAAUAGAGAUAUUUUACUUUAUGGUGAACCAAUUAGUUGCAUUAUAUGUCUUUAAAAUACUGGGUUUCUUAAAUAUUCAAAUUGCUGUGGAUAACCCCUUCAUCAGCAUUGUCAUGCAGAAAAAAUAAUACAGUGUCCUCUUUGUAAAUCAAAUAAUUUCUACUUAAUAUCAGAAGUUUUACAUCCAAACAGAGCUUUCACAUUCAACCCAAACUCAGAUUACAUCAAAGUUUAGUAAGACAACACCUAAAAUAAGCAAGAAAAUAAUUUGUAAUAAACUUAAUUAAAUAGUCAAUAGAAUGGAUUAAUAUAGCAUUUAACUAAUCCAUAGUAAGAUGAAAAUAGUGAAAAUUAAUAAUUAUAGUUAAAAGAGAAUAUUAAUUGUAAAUUAAAUACUGUUAAUAAAGAUGAAUCAUCCAAUAAUAUUAAUAAAGAUGAAUCAUCAAAUAGUAUUAAUAAAGAUGAAUCAUCCAAUAAUCUUGAUAAAGAUGAAUCAGGUUAAGCAUGUAAUAUUAUUAACAAAGAAAAUCAAAUCAACAAUAAAAAUUAAUGA
Molecule: messenger RNA, 1146 nt
Organism: Tetrahymena thermophila SB210
Lineage: Eukaryota; Ciliophora; Oligohymenophorea; Hymenostomatida; Tetrahymenidae
Product: ankyrin repeat protein
Exons: 1
Molecular function (GO): protein binding
Source: RefSeq, a predicted model, not a curated record